AUGUCGCUCGCCUGGUUCCGCUGCAGAGCGAGGCUGCUCGCCUUAGUAGCAGUCUUUCUUUUCGGGACAUUCUUCUGCCUCACACAAUACGCAGACAUGGGCUCGUUACGUCAGGGUUCUCUUUUGGCCCUUCUCUCAUCAACACCGACUCUCAUAGGCUCUGACCCGAAAUUAAAAUGGUAUCCUCCUAGUGAGAAUAAAGUCAAUUCUCUGAAGGGUGCGAUUGAUGGGGAGGGUACUUAUGGGUUUAUUUUUGACUCGUCGGUUACACCUGAUGAGAAGUAUGGCACGUAUAAUUGGUGUAACAUGCCGCAUGCGAGGAAGAGGGAGUAUAAGAAGCCUGAGAAGGAAUAUGAGCUUCAAUAUGUCGAAGUGAUCCAACGACAUCACAAGCGCACUCCCUACGCAGCCAACGCAUUUCCAGUGGAAUCAUAUCAAUGGAACUGCGAUAACCAGGGUCUAUACUACUUUGGCAGGCAAUUCACCGAUGAACCUAAACCCAACGCUCAAGGGUACUGGAAAGGCUUUAUAUCCGACAUCAACCCCUUCAUCCCAUCCGGAUGGAUCGGAUCAUGUCAAUUUCCCCAGAUUACAGCUGAAGGUCUCGACGAUUCAUGGGUACACGGCAAAGAUCUUUACGAAGUCUACCACGAUCUUCUAAAGUUUAUCCCUGGCCGCAAUGAGGACUGGCGAAGCAAGGUCAAGUUCAGAGUCACCAACAAUCAGAUCACGAGCCAAGUCGCGGGCAUGUUCAUCAACGGCAUGUAUCAGGCGACUGAUUCAGUUCCGCUGCAUAUCCAACAAGCGGGUGUGGAUAGCCUUGAACCGCAGUACAAGUGCAGUGUUGGAAGCAAGUUGAGCAGUGCUAUCAAGUCGUCUUCCAACGCGGAAUGGAAGAAGCAUCUUGACAAGACAAAGAGUCUGUACAAGGUUCUAGAUGAUAUCUCUGGUGUCCCGGCGGAUGAUGAGGGUUUUCAUGAGAGCUUUGAUCACUACUACGAUAAUUUGUCUGCUCGACAAUGUCACGCCAAACCCUUCCCUUGCAAGCUUGUUGAUGGAAAGAACUCAACUAAGCUUGGUCAAUGGGAAUAUUCCCAGAUUUAUCGCGAUGCACCUGCUUCGUUGGCUGCGUCGGCUACAUCAUGGGGCGUAUGGAUCGCCGAGCUAGCCAGCCAUUUUAGGCAAGUCAUGUCUGGCAAGCAAGAUAUCCUGUAUCUUCACAACUUUGCACACGAUGGUUCAGUCAGUCGUCUUUUGAGUAUUCUUCAGAUUGACGUCAUGGUUUGGCCUGGUAUGGGAAGCGAGGUUGUGUUUGAGCUCUACAAGAAGGGCGGCAAAUAUUUUGUGAGGGUUUUGUUCAGUGGAAAGACGUUGAAGUCAUCGCAUCCAGACUUGGGGGUCAUGGAAAUGGUGCCUGUGGAGAGGCUGUUGGAUUAUUUUGAUGGAUUGGCUGCUGCAUGGAAGACAUUGUUUGUGUACGCAUUUGAGUCUUGUUUGUCAUGCUGGUUAGCAUCACAUUUUGUUUUACUUGCCCUUCUGCAAGGGGGCGCCCAAUCAAGGCAUCAGCGCCGCACCACCACCCACCAGCCUCCAACGGGCGCCUACCGACGCACUGUAACCACCCAAAACAAAAAUGCGUCAUCAUUCCAGAGGCUACUAUUCCACCUCUUCCACCACCAGCUCACGCCCGAGAUCCAGUUACGGCGCCAGCCCGGGAGAUACGGCCUCAAGCUACAGUUCAAACUCGAGCUAUUGCCCGCCAUGCGAGCGCAUGUCGCCAACUCGUACAAGCAUCAUGUCUGUACGCACUGCGACCAUGGGCCAGACUAUGAGACUGCAGAUGACUUGAAUCACCACCUUGAGGAAGAUCACAAUGCUUGUCUCGAGUGCAACGAGAUGUUUUACGACGAGGAAGAUUUAAUUCAGCAUGAUGUAGACGUCCACAAUCGAUGUCCCACAUGUCAACGAUUCUUUGAUUCCCCAUCCAAUCUCAUGAAUCACGAAAAAGUCCACAUGGAGAAAAACAUGAAAUGUCUGGCAUGUCCACGAAUGUUCAUCUCUAAUUCAGCAAUGAUGCUUCAUCUCGAGCACGGCACAUGCGAAUCAGGCGCCAACCUCCGCGUUAUCCAGAACGUGGUGGCAGAUUGGUAUGAGGAGUACGGACCAGCCGGACAUGACCACGAAGACGAUUUUCGAUGCGAAAACUGCGGUUCUUAUUUCAAUCGUCUGAGUGCAUUGCUUCAGCAUGCUGAGAGUGAGACCUGUGAUGCUGCUGUGUGGGAUUUCUAUCGGAUUUUCGUUCACAUUGAGUAUAACCAGGACGCGUUUCAGCUUUUUGAUUAUUGA
Fusarium pseudograminearum CS3096 is the source of this 2346-nucleotide messenger RNA. RefSeq lists its product as uncharacterized. The record is from RefSeq and is a predicted model, not a curated record. Lineage: Eukaryota; Fungi; Ascomycota; Sordariomycetes; Hypocreales; Nectriaceae. The transcript is spliced from 7 exons. Bases 1 to 2346 code for a protein of 781 amino acids. Gene Ontology annotation, molecular function: phosphatase activity. Gene Ontology annotation, biological process: dephosphorylation.